This is a messenger RNA of Microtus oregoni (creeping vole), 578 nucleotides long. Its product is annotated as cytochrome c oxidase assembly protein COX14. Gene Ontology annotation, cellular component: mitochondrion. The transcript is spliced from 2 exons. Gene Ontology annotation, biological process: mitochondrial respiratory chain complex IV assembly. The coding region runs from base 10 to 459 and encodes 149 amino acids. Lineage: Eukaryota; Metazoa; Chordata; Mammalia; Rodentia; Cricetidae. The record is from RefSeq and is a predicted model, not a curated record.
GCGAUUUUGAUGAAGCAGGACCACAACCCCCAGAAUUCAAUGAGCCUUUCGGAAAGGAAGACGAGUCUGAGCGUGCGGAGCCAGGAAGAGAGAGACGGAAACGGAAGUUUGAAGCCGGCUCCCGCCUCAGUGGGCGGGUUUUCGCAGGGUUGCGGGGGUCACGGCCAGGGCUUCGCACCAGUGACUGAGGCGCUCGGGUGGUUUCUGGCGCCCGACUCUGACUGCAAGUGGCGGACUGACGCGGCCCAGCUGCAGCAUCCAGUGUCCGAGCCUACCGGUAUUUCCAGCUGCGCAGUGCCCGGCGCCAGGCUGCAGAAGAACAGAAGACAUCGGGAGUCCUGUAGAGUUCAGCCUUUCCUCCUGAGCAGCAGGCUUGAGGCAUGCGAUGGAAAGACCUCCCCUGCACACCAUCCAUGGCAAGAGCUAGGGCCACGAUGGCUCUCAAACCUGCUGGACUAAAGUGCCGUGGUGUCUGCGGUCCUCCUGGCUUGUGCCCUUCUGACAGUUUGUGGAGGCUGUCGGAUAAGUGGCAGUGUGAGGCUGAGGCUCAUUACAGAGAUUAAAUAUUUUGACAUGUU